Molecule: messenger RNA, 405 nt
Organism: Alternaria atra
Lineage: Eukaryota; Fungi; Ascomycota; Dothideomycetes; Pleosporales; Pleosporaceae
Exons: 3
Coding region: 1-405 (134 amino acids)
Source: RefSeq, a predicted model, not a curated record
AUGGUGCAAGCACGUGCGGCCACAUGGGCAAAAAAACUUGUAUGCAUCUCCCUUUCCAUAAGGCUGCAGUAUGUCGGCCACGCCUUAUUCGUUCCUUUCAGCAUUUGCGCUGGCAUGCACUUCCAAAUCAAGAACUCGCAGGCCAGCUGCAGGGCUUGGCAUGCUGCUGCUGCAAGAUACGCAUUCCUUGGCAAGCCAUCUUGCGAGACCGAAGGCUGCCCGCUGAGCUUAUUUAAAAGCUUGGCGGCGAAUGCUGGUUCGUUCAUCAUUGGCAACCAUCCUAAGAGAUCGGCACGACUUACUGUCCCUGCACCGAUCAAACCGACAACGUGCGCAUCUGCAUGGCUCACGGCAGACGACGCUUCUCCACCAAUAGCAAGCGAGGUUCGCGUCGUGCAAGCUUAA